GGAUCACCGUUUACUUCCGUCCCUCAUGGCCAACAAACGGAAGACAGCAAAUACGAAGGAGCCGUCGUCUACUACCGCCAAAAGUCCUAUCAAGCCACUCAUACAACUAUCUGAAGAAGAACAAUGGCGCCUCAUCAACGAAUCCGGCGUUCUACACAAGGUCGCCACUGCAGAAGACUCUCCUAGCAGUGAAGGAAUAAAACAAGGCCAAGAGGAAGACACGCCUCUCGCAGAAGAAAUAUUCGACGCCGUUGUGUUGAUAAUCCCGUUCACCUUCUUACUGGUCAUGAUGGAAAUUCUGAUACACCAACAAUAUGGAAGAGUUGCUACCUUAGAGAUCCUCACAGAUAAACUGAUUUCUGGUGUGCCAAUAUUGUCCGUGUUCAUAUUUUAUACAACCCGGUACAAGUCGCACAGAACCAUGCAGUUCAUAUUUUUUGUCAUCGCUAAUGUCGUUGGGCCAAGAAUGGUUUACUUGCUAAGCAGAGGCUCGUGGCUCGUCAACAUGAAGCAGUGCCCCCCUCUUGCUACAAUUUGGGUGUACACAAUCUUCCAGCUUAAUCUAGGACCCGCCGUUCUGAACUUGGUUAUCGUUGUAGCAUAUGUGUGGGGGAAGGGACUGAAAUUCAGAUGAAUAUACGAUCGAUCAAUAAUCUACAAUAAAUUGUACCCUGAUCAAGGGCUGCCUACAAUUACAUGGACAGUUUUACAUGACAAGU
Messenger RNA from Desarmillaria tabescens, 719 nucleotides. RefSeq lists its product as uncharacterized. The record is from RefSeq and is a predicted model, not a curated record. The coding region runs from base 26 to 634 and encodes 202 amino acids. NCBI's taxonomy places the organism in Eukaryota, Fungi, Basidiomycota, Agaricomycetes, Agaricales, Physalacriaceae. The transcript is spliced from 5 exons.